AUGUACUAAUAAUCAAUCACUUAGCCAUUUACGCGGUAACCCAUUUUUGUUCAAACAUAAUAUAUUGCUUAAUAAUAAAUUCCUAGAGUUUAAUAGCAAAGAUCAAUUACUCCUAUUCCACAUAAACCAAAUGCUUAUACAGUAUCAUUUACUUCAAGGGAUGAUUUCACUCAAAGAGGAACAAAUUUACCUUGUAAUAUGAUUAGUGAAGAUUCAUAAUUUAUGAAAGCAUUAAUGGAAGAAAACUAUCUAUUAAAAUAGUAAGUUGAAUUAAAAAGAGCAGAAUUAAAAAAAAUAAUAGAACAAUACAAUUAAUGUUAAUGAAUAUUGAUAAUGAG
Paramecium sonneborni is the source of this 338-nucleotide messenger RNA. Lineage: Eukaryota; Ciliophora; Oligohymenophorea; Peniculida; Parameciidae. The record is from the annotation of a GenBank genome assembly.